This is a messenger RNA of Orbicella faveolata, 4116 nucleotides long. RefSeq names its product protein sidekick-1-like. Gene Ontology annotation, biological process: cytokine-mediated signaling pathway. Gene Ontology annotation, molecular function: cytokine receptor activity; cytokine binding. Gene Ontology annotation, cellular component: external side of plasma membrane; signaling receptor complex. The record is from RefSeq and is a predicted model, not a curated record. NCBI's taxonomy places the organism in Eukaryota, Metazoa, Cnidaria, Anthozoa, Scleractinia, Merulinidae.
AUGCAUGCAAGACGGUCACGCAGUCUUGUUUUACAAACGCACUGCUUUAAUNACCGUUCAAGGUCAGGACACUACAGUGGGGUUAGGUUUACUNGCUUCUUGCUGUACGUCUUAGAGGCUAAUGCAAGCGAUUUCUUCCCGGACGACGCAAUAGCAACAACACAUUACAGAGGUACAAGCAGAAGUACUCGCGUGGGAGGACUGGAAAUAUUCAGGCUGUACAACAUUUCCGUAGCUGCGAGGACAGUCAAGGGACCCGGUCCUACAAACGAGUCUGUGGUAGUUAGGACCCAUGGCGAAGUUCCUGGAGCAUCUCCCCAGGCCCUCACAGCCUACAACACCAGUACAUCCAGUAUAUAUGCCAGCUGGAAAGAAAUAGUGGCAGAUAAACAACAUGGAAUCAUGCAAGGAUACAAGCUGUUUUUCUAUGAGGUGACAAGGGAAGGAGGCUUAAAAAGCUUGGAAAACUAUACUUAUGAUUUGGCUAUGCACGAGACGACCUUUACGGGACUCAAGACGUACACUAAGUACAGGGCAGAAGUUCAAGGGUUUAAUAAUUAUGGAGACGGCCCUCUUGGAGCUGUGGAGGUGUUCACAGAGGAAAGCAUUCCAACCCAACACCCCAGAAAUUUCACAGCUUUCAAUGGAAGUUCUACCAUAAUACGUGCAACGUGGAGAACUGUGCCCAAAUGCUGUCAACUUGGAGUCAUUCGAGGUUAUCACGUGACCCUGACAGACUCGAGCAACUCUUCAAUAAGUAUAAGAAAUACAGUUCCUGAAUUGUUUACACGGUUCAUAAAUCUUAAAAAGUUUCACACUUACCAGUUGUCCAUAACAGCGUUUACAUCCAAGGGAUCUGGACCCAGCGUGUCCACAACAACAUCGACUGAUCAGGAUGUUCCAGAAGCACCUCCGCAAAAUGUCAGUGGCUAUAACAUGAGCCAGUCGGAAAUCCAGUUAUUUUGGACCCCAGUUCCUGCCGACAAAGUUAAUGGCAUUGUAAUGGGCUACAAAGUCUUCUACCAAAAGGCUCAAGGCUCUCGGGCUGUUCAAUACAAAAGCUUUAAUAGUUCCACCUUUCAGGGUAUAAUAGAUGGACUAAGUCCUUUCACAAUCUACAACCUUGACGUGAGGGCGUUUACCAUUCAAGGAGAUGGGCCUCCCAGUCCUUUUAUUACUGUACAAACAGAAGAAGAAGCUCCUCAAGUUGCACCCAGGACGUUUCGAGGUUUCAAUUCAAGCUCAACUUCCAUCGUGCUGAGUUGGGACCCAAUCCCUCAAGGGCAAGUCGCCGGAAUCCUAAGAAAUUUUCACAUUACGUAUCGCCCGUUAGAUACCGCUGACAACGCCACAUACAACAUCACGUUGCCGAUCACGAACCUGACCCUUGAAAUAACCAAUCUACAGAAAUACACCAACUAUAGUAUUGAUAUUAAAGGAGUUACGAAGUUCAUUGGAGCGGCAACGGAACCGAUUAUCGUCACAACUGGCGAAGAUGUUCCCGGCCUGCCUCCCCAAGAUAUCAAGACACAAAAUUCAAGCUCUACAAGUAUUUCAGUCCAGUGGAAACCAAUCCCCAAAGACCACGUUAAUGGAAUACUCCUGGGAAUUAAACUUUUCUAUCGAUCUGCUCCAAGAGAUAACAGUGUAGUGUUCAGCUCCCGCGCGAGACGUUCAACAGAGGAGGACUGGUCGGAGUAUACUAUCAUCACGUUACAUCCGGGCGCGUUAUCGUAUGAGAUGACUGCUUUGAAGAAAUUCACCAACUACAGUGUUUCCGUACUGGGUUUUACAGCCAAAGGAGACGGAAACGUUAGUCAACAGUUUGUCGUGUCCACUGAUGAAGACGUUCCCAGCAUGCCACCGACCAACUUUAUGCCCAUAUCACGCAGCGGGGACUUCAAGAUGUCGGUGACCUGGGGCCCAGUACCGGAUGGUUUUGUUCACGGUAUUCUGUUGGGCUACCACAUUUAUUACACAAAGAUUCAACAGACAGGCCUGCCUGUUACCACCCAGAUAGAUAAAAAAAUCUUUGGGCCAUAUGACUACAACACCACCAUAUUGCUUCUCGAUAAUUUCGCCAUUUACAAUUUGGAAAUUGCAGCUUUCACGAUUAAAGGUGACGGAGCGAGAUCCCAGAUCAAAGACGGAUCGACGUGUAACUGCCCACGGGUGUUCAAGACAACAUGGUACCCAUUCCCCCCGUACAUCACUUACGAGGACGGCGCAGUUGGAGGCUUUAUUCCUCGCAUCUUAGAAGACGCGGUUGAAUAUUGCUGCAGUGACUGCCGUUUACCCAAUGGAAAAUCAGCGUCUGCCAUCAACUUUGAGCUCGACGGGAGAGGGAACCCAGCGCAGAAGUCUGGUGUCGAGGCACUUAUUAGCAGCAUCGAUUCUCUGACGGAUUUCAGUGUUCCAGUGAAUGGCUAUCAGGGACAGACUCACUACUCUAUUUAUCGUUACGUCAAGUUGGCUGAGUCUCCGGGUGUGGCCUUCAUCACUGUUAUGGACCCCGGCGAGAAAGCUUCCGCCAUCGCAAAUGUUUUCAUUCAAUCAUGGCCGUUGCUUAUUUUGACGUUUAUCAUGAUGCUUGCAGCAGGCAUGGUUAUGUGGAUGAUGGAAUCUCGAUCAAACAGAACAGAAUUUCCAAGAUCCUUCUUUAAAGGAGCUUCCGAAGGAGUGUGGUGGGCUUUCGUCACGUCUACUACGGUUGGGUACGGUGACCGCUGUCCGAAAUGGGUGCUGUCUCGCGUGUUUGCGAUUGCUUGGACCAUGUGCGGCCUCGUUGUUAUUGCCAUAUUGACUGGAAAAAUCGCCACGGUUUUGACAGACUUCGGAUACACAGGACCGUACAUACCACUCUACGGUGCUGAUGUUGCAGCUAUUGCAAACAAUUCUGAUUUUCGACUCGGUGUCCGCAAAAAUGCCAGGAUGAACACAGUUCGCAGCUACAGGACUUACGAGGAAAUCAGCCAAGCACUGAGAGACCAGGAAGUGAAAGGAGCCUUGGUGGACCUUUAUGUGCUGUCCUCUCACAAGCAUCUGUUUGAUGACCCUCGCUUCAGGAUUGUCCGCGUCUACGAUUACAAGGCUAGUUACGGUGUGGUCCUAGCAGGUCACUCUAUGAAACUGGAGGAUUGCUUUACAGAGCACAUUAAGGCGCACACAGCGAGCGUGUUCCAGAAGAUCGAGGAAAAUGUCAAGAUUCUUAAGGAACCAGACGAUAGCCCAGCUGAACAGCAGUCCACAAGUCUUUUUGCCGUACGCUCACCGCAAUUCAUCACCGCAGUCAUAAUUAUCGCUGCCUUGUUGCUUCUUGCUUGUGUUUUAGGAAUCAUCUAUGAAAGUCGUCGAAAGAAGACCAGUAAAGUUUUAAAGCAAAGUAAAGAUCUUAAGAACGAGAUGUCUCCACUUGUCGACAGUUUCCUCGUCAACAUCAAGACAAAGGUAGAAGCUCUAUCAAAACGGCACCGUCAAGACAGAUGUCACGUGAUGCGGCUGGAAAGGGAGCGUGACCAACAAGCAGGCUAUGCAGUCAACAAGUAUUACCAAAUGCUAAGCUUGCGCGACAUUCGACAGCAAUGGUCCCAGCGCCCUUUGUCCGUCAAAAGUGUGGCGUCAUCACUGAAUGGCAAACAUUCUUACAAUCCAACGCUGUGGCCCUUUACUGAGGCAACUAAUCGUUUGUCACCCAAUGUCACGCCAUCCUGGAAACACGGUUUUCUUCCCUCGGGAAAAAGGCAGGGAUUUGACCUCCCGGCUGCUCCUGUCACGCUGGAGCCAAACAUCCGUGUCAUAGACGAAACAAGCUUGUAGGUUUUUACUCCCAGAGGCACGUGCUUUGCAAUGUUUCACCAUUGAUCUGCGUGAUGCGUGAUAGUUCUUAAUGUCGCGUAACACAGAUCGUGACACGUCUUUUUUAACAUUAGCAAAUCAAAUACAGAUUCGGUCUACGUUACGUCAAAUCUAACUACCAUACUUUCGUAAAAUACCAAUUCACUGAGACCAAUGCGAACUGUAUUUACAUAGCAUUAUUAUCCCAGCUGCAGCGAAUACCGCCCAAAUAACAGUACAAAUAUACAGCGAUUUUUUACAAUAACUGUCUAAUUUCCCGGG